AUGAGUGGACAGCGGUCGACCUCCGCACCAGCGCCGCCUAUUCCUCGGGAGAAGGGCAGUAAUAUGGACUCCCUUAUGACGCUUAUGGAGCUACGGUUCAUGACGAGGGGUCUUCCGCCAGAGCUUUGGGGUGAUGACCUCGGGGAAUACCUCGAUGAGGAAGCCCUACGGUGUUGGACGGACCUGCUACGAUCCGGCAUGGGCCACUACGCACGCGACAGUCGAACAUCUGGUAGUACGAGGACAGGAGCGGGCAGCAUUAAAUUCCUCGACAACCGCACUGCCGACAGAACAGCAAUCUCAACGUUUAAACGAGGGAGCCUAGACGUUGUGGGAGGCAAACGUGCUAGCCCGUCAAAUCGUGGUAGAGGUGUGAUGUGCGCAGUAGCGACAGAGCCUAAUGCCAUUCCAGUCUCCCCUCGGUGGGAAGAGAAGCUGAUCGAUAAGGAGCAAGGGGCACCAGUGGACGGUCUAGGGCCGCCCGCUUGUUGGAAGCUGUCCGCAGAGCGAUGGACAGCUGCACAGGCUACUUCAGGCAACAGGGAGGUGGCGCAUGAUGCCGACAACAGCCGAGAAGUGAAUGACGGAGUAUCCCUUGAAAACAGUCAGUCCGUCACAAACGUUGAGUUGCCACCGUGGUGGCGGGAGCUCGUUGUCAAUGAGGGCUCUAAAAAGGAAGGAAUGUUGUGCAGCGUGGGUACGCCGCCCGUACUACCCGUGGAGGUGGUAGGGCAUUCCUGUGAGGCGCGCCCAGACAAUGGAGCCUCACGCAGUUUCAUCAACCCUCGAUUGGUUGACACCUUACAGCUGAAAGUGAGGAAACGUUCGGAUGUGCGUGUAUUUACCGUAGCGAACGGUGCUCAGUUGCGUAUUGAUCGAGCCGUGGAGAAUUUGAGGGUCUGGUGUGGACGUGAAUGCUUUACCGGGGAUUAUCUAGUGGGCCCAGUUCCCUGUGAUAUAGUCCUCGGAUUUGAUUGGUUGACGAGACAUAAAGUUGCCUGGUACUUCCAAUCGGAUAAGUUGAGAACGCAUCUGGAUGGCAGGUGGUGUGAAUUGCCCCUAGUGCGCACACACAUGGACAAACCAACUGAAGACGACCGCCAAACCGCGCCCAAACGGACUCCUGCAGAAGAAGCGUACGAUCUUCUGGCUCGGCAGGUGGCUCAGAUGACUGAAGCGGAGGCCGCUGCCCUUCUACGGUCGCCUCCUAAGCGAACUAAGCAACGCACCAAGAAUUGGAAAGAAAGUGCCUUUUAA
Eimeria acervulina is the source of this 1257-nucleotide messenger RNA. RefSeq lists its product as hypothetical. The transcript has 2 exons. Bases 1 to 1257 code for a protein of 418 amino acids. Lineage: Eukaryota; Apicomplexa; Conoidasida; Eucoccidiorida; Eimeriidae. The record is from RefSeq and is a predicted model, not a curated record.